Messenger RNA from Tachysurus fulvidraco (yellow catfish), 4855 nucleotides. It is a transcript of the gene atmin, whose product is annotated as ATM interactor. The record is from RefSeq and is a predicted model, not a curated record. Lineage: Eukaryota; Metazoa; Chordata; Actinopteri; Siluriformes; Bagridae. Bases 106 to 2370 code for a protein of 754 amino acids. Gene Ontology annotation, biological process: regulation of transcription by RNA polymerase II. The transcript is spliced from 4 exons. Gene Ontology annotation, cellular component: nucleus. Gene Ontology annotation, molecular function: DNA-binding transcription factor activity, RNA polymerase II-specific; transcription cis-regulatory region binding.
GAGUAGGCGUGGUCGUUGCUAAGCGCACCCGGAAGUAGAUUUUUGCAUACGAGGGUUGCGCGUGCAGCUCCGACGUCGCCGGGAGUCGGGAAGCCGUGCGAGCGCAUGAAGGAUUCCAACAUGGCGGCCACCGAGGCGGGUGAGUCGGACUGCGGCGGUGCUUCGUGUCCGAGAGAAGAGAUUAUUAAACCGUCCAUAACGGAGCUGACCAAAGUGCGGACCAACAUCUUGUGCACGGUUGAAGGAUGCGGCAAAAUCCUCCCCAACACCCCGGCGCUCAACAUGCACCUGGUCAAGUCCCACCGAGUCAAGGAGGGUAUCUUUAAUCCUACGGUACGGAAGAAUAUGAAAGGUUCGCAGAAGCUCUACUGUUGUCCGAUAGAGGGCUGUCCAAGAGGCCCUAACAGACCUUUUUCCCAGUUUGCACUGGUUAAGCAGCAUUUUCUGAAGAUGCAUGCAGAGAAGAAGCACAAAUGUCUAAAGUGCAGCAACGGAUACAGCACCGAAUGGGACUUGAAGAGGCAUGCCGAGGAUUGCGGAAGGACCUACAGCUGCACGUGCGGCUGUCCGUACGCAAGUCGAACCGCACUGCUGUCGCACAUCUACAGAACUGGCCAUGAGGUUCCCAAAGAGCAUAGGUAUCCACCUGUCAAGAAAAGAAAAAUGGAAAAACUCUCUCGAAGUGCAACAAAUCUCAAGCCUAAUGGACAAACUUAUGAAGCAGAAUCCACCGAAGGAGCAGUUCCUGCUGAAGGAGCAUCACGCACUCCGGAUCUACCACAACGCAAUUCCGUCAACUCUAAAAACCUCCAUAAGCUUCUCCUGCCCAUGCCUAAAAUGGCUUUUGUCAAUGUCCCUGUGAUGCAGCUGGCACACUUGCCUGUCCUCCUUCCGCCAGCAGAGAGCAGUGCUUUGAGGUCAUUGGUCUUGACAGUGGACACGCAAGGCUCUGUAAGUACGUUGCACCUCAUGCCUCAGUCGCUCACGUCAGUAAUGCCUCCGUUAAACACUAAAAGUUUCAAGGAAACCACAUCUGUUUCCAAAUCAAACCCGGAUGCCAUCAGUACAGGGAUCCAAGUCUAUUUAGAAAACCUAGUCUCAGUUGAUGAACCAGGUAACGAUCUGGGAUCAAGAAGUAAAAGCACCUCAACCAACAUUCAAACAGAUAUUUCAUUCCUCAAUAAGGGAUCUAUCGGGGGAGUCAAUAUCGGACCCGCGAGCGAGGCCUCGGUUUCCUCUGGUUCUCAAACUGACAUCAGUGUGAGCGCCCAGGUCCAGCUUCCAGUCAGUGUACAAACUCAGACAUUCCCUUUGAGGUCCAAAGUCACGUUCUCCAUUGGGGCACAAACUGAAACUCCGAGUCCGAUUUCUUUUCCAUCUGGUAACACAACGAAGGAAACUCAGACAAGUUACGCCACCGCGGCUUCAGUAAAUAAGACCCAAAUGGACCAAGCUAUAAUGUGUGCAAACCUUUUUGAUUCCGAUAUGCUCAACGUCUCUACACAGACUACAGCACCGUUUGGCACCAAUGAUCUUGAUCCCAUGAGCUCAGAAUCGGGAUUUUUUGAAGACAAAUCUGCAUCAUCCUUGUGCUUUGGAGCUCAGAGAGAUCUUUUACAGCAAAACACGGUAGCCGACAAUCAGACUCAGACGAUUAACCUGUUCAAUGAUCUGGAGAACAUCCUUUCUGACACCAUGGCCAGUGGAGCUCAAAGCUGUGGGUCGGGCUUGGGUUCGGUGCAAGAGCAGCACACGGGCAUCGACUUUGACAUUGAGGAUUUCCUCAACGCGACUGAUAUUCAGACUCAGACAGACGAGAGUGCCUUGGGAGGAUUGAGCUCAGACACACCUCUGGAGCUCCUGGACAUUGAGACGCAGACUGACUUCUUCCUGUUUGAUAACCUUGAGGAUGGUCAUCAUUGCGAUGUCAGCACCAGGGUCCAAACAAGCGAUCUUGAACUGGAGAUGUUUGACACGCAAACCCAAACGGAUCUGAACUUUCUACUAGACCCCAGUAAUCACAUGUCUCUAGGCAGCAUCCUAAGACACUCCAGCUUCAACAUGAGCACCGAGUCCUCAGACACCGAGACCCAGACCGAAACCAGGGCUCCUGCUCUUCCACCAACUCUGCAACUGCCUUGUUCCAAUGAUGGCCAGAUCAGACUUAGCAGCACAGAAACCCAGACGGUCCCCAGUUCCUCCAGCCUGGGCCACCUUUUUCUAACCAGUAACGAGACCCAGACAGUCAUGGACGAUUUCCUGUCAGCAGACCUGGCUUGGAACGUGGAGUCCCAUUUCAGUUCAGUGGAAACCCAAACCGGUGAAGAUCUCCUGUCUUUGUUUCGGCACUCAGACAAAGACAUCAGCUGAGCUGUCUGUGGUUUUAGCUUGUCUGUAGUGGGUGGGACAAAAGCAAGGAACUGUUUCUGAUGACCCACCUAAAGGUGGAUGAUUUGGUUCUUCCAAAUGAUCAUGACGGUAAAGGGCUCAGAUUGGAAGGCACUUGUAGUGAUCUAGCAUCUUACGUCAUUCCAGUACAAGUAGUUUCAAAGGCUAAAGAGCUUUCAGCACCCCUAUUCGGCCGGAAUUAGGUUUACUUCGGGCUCAUUGCGUCAUUAACCCCUUCUCCUUUUAUUAUACAGAUUGGCCACGUUAAUAUAUUUCUCGAGAAAAUUACAGACCAGCUCCACGGACAGCUGGCGAUUUUUGUCCCAUCCAAAUAUCCCUGUUUAUGCGUGUAACACAAGAUUCCUACAAAAUCGCUAGUCAACGACAUACUUAUGUCACAUUGGUACGAGUCUCUGUACCUUCUACGCUCAGAGUGCAUCAACGGGAGAAAUCAAAUAAAUUAGAAGCUCACAAUCCUGAUUUUAACGUCUGACCGAAGGAGCCGGUAUAACAUCAGCUACCGUUAUAAACCACUUGAUAUACACUUUACUCAUCGGCACGCAAAUUUAGUUCCCUAAGCUGGUGGUGAAUCUCGUCCUAUGGUUAAGAUUUGACUGCAGUCUGUUGCCCCCAGCAUGGGAAAGUCUUCCUGAUGGCAGAUUUCUCAUUUUUGUUAUUAACUUGGAGACCGAGUUUAAAAAAAAAGACACGUCGGUGAGGUAAAAUGAAGUAACUAGCUUGUGGACAUUGUCACACUAUUACAUGUAACUCUAAACAGAUAAAAAUAGGAUAUAUAUUUUUUCUUUUAAAGCCAUCACCUCAUCUAUAGAAAAUGAGAACACUCGUGAAACAAUUUUGCCUUUAAGCUCUAAAAGAAAUUUGAGCCAUGAACCGGGAGUUCACGUUAAAUUUCACGAGCAUAUUGGGAUCACGUGACCACGACGUGCCCUGAUACAGAAACUUGUCCCUCCAACAUUAACUUUAUAUCCACCCGGACAUGACAGGAUACGCAUCAGAAGGUCCCGUAAAGAAACGAACCCGGUCCAAAUAGGGCUUUUAGCUGCACUUUAUCGCGCCAUGGCUGUCACUCGACUGCUCCUUAACGUGUUUACUUUCAUUUGCACAUUUCUUUUGUUUAGUAAAAAUGGUCUGUUGUUUUUUUUUUUUUUUGGUUUUUUUUCUUUCCCAUUUGGUUACAAAAGAAUAUAUCGUUUUCGGUGAUGAUAAUAGUGCUACUAUGUAGUCGUAAAAAAAAUUUACAGUGUGGCACAAGUCUAAAGUUAUUGAUAGAAAUGAUGUGUGUUCAUUGUAAAAUCUGAUUUCUUGUGAAAUUUGUAUAUUUUCUUGUUUGGCUGCACUGUAAGGAUAUUUUUUGCAUUGUGCUUAAUCUUUUUCGUUACAUUUAUUAAUCGGUAAGAUUUCCGUUACUGUAUUUAAACCGUAUUUUCGUUUCUCAACAGACGUUUUUUCGCUACAGCGGUAUAUUAUAUUAUACGCUCAUGAUGCGGUGCAAGAGAUUUUUCAACGAUUUUCCUAACGCAUGCCUGUUUCUGCACGUGGCAAAUAUGGGUGACCUUUAACGACGGAUCUCGCUACGCUGUUAUUACGACGAUUUGCAUCCUGUACUGUGAGUGAUUUAACAUGCAAAUCGCAGAUGUUUACAGCAAGACAGAACCUUUAACGAAACCCGUUCAGUGGACGCAUGGAACAUUUUCUCCGAAUGUAAACGUUUUCACUUUAAACACUACGUUGCGAUCCAUGAUUAGCUUUUGUUUCGGUGCCUUAAUUUAAGCGGUAAAUCUAAAUGUCGAAGUUUCGGGUUUGAUCCCUCUUCUUUUCCGUCUCUCUCUCUCUCUGAAUAGUUUUAUUUCCGUGUUUACAUCUUAGUGCACGCUAUAUACUUUAUCGCCUGCCUUUGCCUCGUCUCAUCAUAUUUCAGUAUUUGUUAACGUUACACGCUGCUUGCUUUUGGUCCGUCAUUUAUUCAUAUUUAUAAAUCUGACUUUCCACAAGCUACAGAAUGUAAAUGACACUGUGUCACAUUGUAACCGAAAGGUUUUCUUUUCGUUGCAGUGCUCAGCCAAGGCCGACAUUUGCAUAUAUAUAUAUAUAUAUAUAUAUAUAUAUAUAUAUAUAUAUAUAUAUUAGUGUGUGUAUAUAUUAUUAAAUAAAUACAUAUAUGAACAUGCUGGCAGGAAAGAACAAAAGCAUCUCAUUGUAGAUUACUUAAACCUGUCAGUGUACACUCUUGGUUUUCAGUAGAGCGUGCAUGCAGUCCUGUUUGUGCCAAGAACAUGUCUAGUUACAUUUAGGCUUUUUGUUGUUGUGGAUCUUUUCUUUACCCUUAACAUGAACAAAUGUCUUAAGUUGGUCAUGUGCAUUCUUUAGGAUUUGAUGUACAAGUGUUUUGUUCUUUAGUUUAGGCUGCUGCAGUUGCUCAAAAUAAAGUUCUGUCCAAAAAAUUGUC